AUGCCUGGUGGUAGUAGGAAUCCUCUUGUGGUUGGGCGUGUUAUAGGGGAAGUUGUGGACCCCUUUGAAAGUUCCAUUCCUUUCAUGGUCUCCUAUGGCACCAGAGAAGUGAACAAUGGUUGUGAGCUUAAACCUUCCCAAGUUGCCAACCAACCCAUUGUGAGUGUUGGUGGAGAUGAUCUCAGGAACUUCUACACUCUGGUGUUAGUAGAUCCUGAUGCUCCCAGCCCAAGUAACCCUAAUUGCAGGGAGUACCUUCAUUGGUUGGUGACUGAUAUUCCAGCAACUACAGGGGCUAGUUUCGGUAACGAGGUUGUAAGUUAUGAAAGCCCACGACCAGCGAUGGGGAUUCAUCGUUUGGUGUUUGUGUUGUUCCGUCAACAGUAUCGACAAAGGGUUUAUGCUCCUGGAUGGCGACAGAAUUUCAACACCAGAGAAUUUGCUGAACUUUACAAUCUUGGAUUGCCAGUUGCUGCUGUCUUCUUCAACUGUCAGAGGGAAACUGGUUCUGGUGGUAGGAAAUUUUGA
Molecule: messenger RNA, 528 nt
Organism: Sphenostylis stenocarpa
Lineage: Eukaryota; Viridiplantae; Streptophyta; Magnoliopsida; Fabales; Fabaceae
Source: the annotation of a GenBank genome assembly